CUCUCUCUUGCCUCACGCAUCUCUUGCUCACGCCUGUAAGCAACACAAGAAGACUGUUGAGGGAGGGAGGACGCAAAGAAAGAGAAAGAAACAAAAAGAAAAAGGAAAAAGAAGGGCCAGAAAAGAGAAAAGAAAAGAUGGAUGGAAAAAGGCUGCACCUGCACGAAGAUAGAGAGAGUGAGAGAGAGAGAGAGGCAGUGCUUACAUAGAAGUCCAGUGAGAGGUGGAUGAAGGCGGUGGGAGCACACAGCAGGCGAGGAGUGAGCAGAGAGAGGGAGACGGAGGGCCCCGCGGGCAUUUGUACUGCUUCACUUGCUCGCUCCUCACUUAAACGGGAACAAAAACCGAAGCAAAGCAGAAUCCUUUCUUCUUGCUGCUGCCUCUUCUCCACCUGGGAGUCCUCCUCCUCCUCCUCCUCUUCUUCCAAGGAAUCUCUGAUCUACUGGAGCAACUGGAGCAGUGAGCCAGCGGUUAACAAUGGCAGGAAAUGGCGGUGGAGAAGGCAGCAACGGGGUCGGAGGCGGCGGUGGGGAGGCGGCGCCGUCCAUCAGCGCCCUGGCGGCCACUGCCAUUGGCUCCGUGGAGCCGAGGCUAGGUCCUCAGGAGAGGCAGAGUAGAUGGGAAGGCUGCUUCGGUGGAAUGUUUUCCUGGUUUGGAUCUCAGAAAAGGAAGAAACGAAUUGUUCCAGCAUCCCGUACUCCAGAUGGGAAUGCAUCAACUACUCGUGCCAAUGGGCUUCAAGCUGCUGGAAUUUCUAAUGAAAAUACAACAGUGAACUUAUCAGUUCUUGCCCCUCCUUCAUCUCCGGCAUCUUUUAUAAACUCUGCACUUCCCUCGACAGCCCAAUCACCCAACUGUUUCUUGUCAAUAUCAGCCAAUUCUCCUGGAGGACCGUCAUCGGCCAUGUUUGCACCUGGACCGUAUGCUCAUGAAACUCAGCUGGUCUCACCUCCUGUUUUCUCUACUUUUACAACUGAGCCAUCAACUGCUCCACUAACCCCUCCACCCGAGCUUGCUCACCUUACAACUCCCUCGUCACCAGACGUGCCUUUUGCAAGGUUUCUGUCAUCAUCUCUGGAUAUUAGAAGUUCUGGGAAAGAGAAUGGACUGCCUUAUUCGCCAUCCAGCUAUGGGGUUGGUAGCGAUCUUCAGGUCACUUAUCCACUUUAUCCUGGAAGUCCUUCGAGCAGCCUUAUAUCACCUGCCUCAGGAACUCCAAGAACCGGGCUAUCUUCACCUUUUCCUGAACGGGAUAUUCCCAUGCAGUGGGAUGCUUCUGCAUCUGCACGUGACUCUCCCUGUUUUUGGAAUGGGUCAUCCAAGCUGUUUGGACUUGAUUCAGCUACAACCAGAAAUUUCAUAUUGUGUCCUGAUUCCAGUUUCUUUUAUCCUGCAACAUCUGCACAGUUUCAUUUGGACCAGGCACAGCAAUCAUUUCCCCAUGCUGGAGGGAGGCUUAGUAUUUCCAGGGAACCUGAUGGAUACUCCAUUGGCGGCAACAGACAUAACAAAACAUGCAAACAAGAUGUGGAAGAGAUUGAAGCCUAUAGAGCAUCAUUUGGAUUCAGUGCAGAUGAAAUCAUCACAACGCAGAACCACGUGGAGCUACCUGAUCCACUUGAUGAGUCCUUCACCAUGUCUCCAUUUGCAAAUAAUAAAACUGGAAAGGAGCAGUGCCCCAUUACUGAGUUAGAUGAUAAAGGUAAAAAGCUACCCAAUUUGCUGGAUCCUAUGGGCCCGAAGCAACCAACAUCUGAUUGCAAGUCUAACCAGAACAAUAUACAUGCAGCUCCAAAACACAACUGUCGGUCUGCUGAUCACCCUCCGUUACUUAAUGUUGGGGCAGAGAAGGUCGACUCGAGGACCUCAGACGACCAUGUUCGCAAGCGACCUCAUCCGGGCCAAUCAUUCUCAGAUGCAGAAAUUGAUUACCGAAGGGCGAGAAGUUUGAGAGAAGCUAAUACACUGCUGGCCUGGCGGAAUUAGCUGCAAUAACUCAACUACUGAAGUGGUCAUCUCUUCUAGUUAGGAAGAUGAUCAAAACUUCUAAGCUAUGAAAUGUUUGGGCUGGCAAGUGUUGAUGUAUAUUUUGCUACUGACUACUAGUUCCUGAAAGUGCAGGAAGAUGGUGAUGGAUGAAUUCUAUUUCUGAUUCCA
This is a messenger RNA of Musa acuminata AAA Group (dessert banana), 2157 nucleotides long. RefSeq lists its product as uncharacterized. The record is from RefSeq and is a predicted model, not a curated record. Bases 478 to 1986 code for a protein of 502 amino acids. The transcript has 3 exons. Lineage: Eukaryota; Viridiplantae; Streptophyta; Magnoliopsida; Zingiberales; Musaceae.